AUGACGGUUUUCUCCGGCAAACAAGUCGUUCCGGUGGAUUACGAGGCCGAGGUGUCACAACGGCUUCUGGAUGCUAUCCUCGACGGAGAUAUCAAAACGGCAUCGGAUUGCGUCUCCGAUCCGCUCGUCGACGUGAAUUUCGUCGGCGCCGUCAGCUUAAAGACGAGGAGGACCGAGGUCGUGCUCCGUGAUGAAUCCGCCAGCGAAUGUCGAGUCGAGUACGAGGAGUUCAAAACGGACGUAACGGCGCUGUUCCUCGCCGUUAAUCUCGGAAACGUUGCUCUCGUGAAGAUAUUACUGAACAUUGGAGCUGAUGUGAACCAGAAGCUCUUCAGGGGGUUUGCGACUACUGUAGCCGUAAGAGAAGGUCAUUUCGAGGUAUUUGAGAUUCUACUCAAAGCAGGUGCUUCUCAGCCCGCUUGCGAGGAAGCUCUAGUAGGGGCGAGCUGUCACGGACGCCCGAGGUUCGCUGAGCUGCUCAUGGGAACUGAUCUUAUUCGUCCUCAUGUUGCUGUGCACGCUCUUGCCACUGCUUGUUGCAGAGGUUUUGUGGACGUUGUAGGGACAUUGCUCAAAUGUGGGGUAGAUGCUAAUUCAACCGACAGGCUUCUGCUUCAAUCUUCAAAACCUUCUCUUUACACAAAUGUGGACUGUACAGCUCUUGUCGCUGCCAUUGUCAACAGGCAGGUCUCGGCCGUCCGCUUGCUACUUCAGGCUGGUGUCAAGACAGAUAUCAAGGUGAGGCUUGGAGCAUGGUCAUGGGACACUAACACUGGAGAAGAGUUCCGUGUGGGAGCUGGCGUGGCUGAGCCAUACCCUUUAACCUGGUGUGCAGUAGAAUUCUUCGAAACUAGUGGAGACAUUUUGCGUCUGCUUCUCAAAAUCCAGUCCCCAAACGCUCCUCACAAUGGUCGGACUCUGCUCCACCAUGCCGUCCUCUGCGGUAACCAGGCAGCCGUCAGAGUCCUCCUCAACUGUGGAGCCGAUCCAGAAACUCCUAUCAUAACUUCACGUGGCAUUGAACUCCGACCGAUUCAUAUCGCGGCACGUUACGGAUCGGUGGAGAUCAUACAACAACUUGUUGGCUUCGGCUGCGGUAUUAACUCAAAGACUGAUUCUGGGGACACGGCUCUGCUGAUCUCAACAAGACACAAACAUUCCGAGUGCGUAAAGGUUCUAGCCCUCGCUGGUGCUGAUUUCGGCUUACUGAACAAGUUCGGCCACUCUGUUGUUUCGGCCGCUGAAUCAAACAAGUGGUCUCUCGGAUUAGAACGAAGGAUUCUUGAACUGGUCCGGUUCGGUGUGGUUCCAUAUUCGAGCAGCGCUUCAGUUUUCUCGCCUUUGCUAUACGUGGCUCACGCAGGAGAUGCCGAGGCUAUUAAAUAUCUUGUAAAAGCCAAAGACAUCAUCAUAGACUAUCAAGACGAGGAAGGCUUCUCUGCUGCAAUGCUGGCUGCUAUGAACAGCCACGUUGAAGCGUUCAGGGUCUUAGUCUACGCAGGCGCGGACGUGAAGCUAUUCAACAAAUCCGGCGACACAGUGGUUUCUCUGUCCGAGAAGAAGGGUAACCGCGACAUGAUCGAGAAGGUGAUGCUCGAGUAUGCACUCGAGAAGGAUAACAGGAACUUGGAGGUCGGGUUCUACGCUCUACACUGUGCUGCAAGGCGUGGAGACGUCGAAGCGGUGAAGCUUUUAAUUGGAAAAGGAUACUGUCUUGACGUCCCGGAUGGAGACGGCUACACCCCGUUGAUGCUUUCGGCCAUAGAAGGCCAUGGGAAGAUGUGUGAGUUGCUAAUCGCGCGUGGCGCAAAUUGCAACGCUAGCAACGGAAGAGGGAAAACGCUGCUGGAUCUCGCGGUUGGUGAUGCGGAGAAGGUGAUCCGUAACGAGUUGUCUCGGAGGGUUGUGAUAAAGGGAAGCAGUGUGGUGAAACACACCAAGGGAGGGAGAGGGAAGAAGCAUGUGAAGGAAUUGAGAAUGUUGGAAGCAAGUGGAGUGCUAAGUUGGGGAAAGUCGCGGAAGAGAAACGUGGUGUGUAAGGAAGUAGAGAUCGGGAUGAGCCAGCGGUUCAGGAGGAACCGCAAAGGGAAAGGCAAUGCAGCGGAGGAGGAAGAAGGGAUUUUCCGGGUAGUGACUACGGAGAACAAGGAAGUUCAUUUUGUGUGUGAAGGUGGGUUGGUGGGUGCAGAGAUGUGGGUUAGAGGAAUAAGACUUGUGACCAGAGAGACUAUUUGUGGUAGAAGUCAGAAUUAA
Molecule: messenger RNA, 2253 nt
Organism: Thlaspi arvense
Lineage: Eukaryota; Viridiplantae; Streptophyta; Magnoliopsida; Brassicales; Brassicaceae
Source: the annotation of a GenBank genome assembly